Molecule: messenger RNA, 2625 nt
Organism: Mauremys reevesii (Reeves's turtle)
Lineage: Eukaryota; Metazoa; Chordata; Testudines; Geoemydidae
Product: lanosterol synthase-like
Exons: 21
Coding region: 177-2216 (679 amino acids)
Biological process (GO): triterpenoid biosynthetic process; cholesterol biosynthetic process
Cellular component (GO): lipid droplet
Molecular function (GO): lanosterol synthase activity
Source: RefSeq, a predicted model, not a curated record
CCCACUGGCGACUGAGCAAUGAAGAAGGGCGGCAGAGUUGGCGCUACCUGGAGGCUGGCGAGGAAUGUGAGCGAGAGCAGAGCGGGCUGGAGGCUCACUGCCUAGGCUUGGACACGAGUAAGUUCUUCAAGGCCUUGCCCCAGGCCCGCACGGCCCAGGAAGCAGCGCUGAAUGGGAUGAAGUUUUACUCUGGCCUGCAGGCGGAGGAUGGGCACUGGGCCGGCGACUACGGGGGGCCCCUCUUCCUGCUGCCAGGUUUCCUGAUCACCUGCCAGGUUGCCAAGAUCCCACUGCCAGAAGGUUACAGGAGGGAGAUGGUGCGUUACCUGCGCUCGAUGCAGCUCCCGGACGGAGGCUGGGGCUUGCACGUGGAAGACAAAUCGACAGUGUUUGGCACAGCGCUCAACUACACAUCCCUGAGGAUUCUGGGGGUGGGGCCGGAUGACCCGGACCUCGUGAGGGCUCGGAUCAACCUCCACAGCAAAGGUGGUGCUGUGGGAAUCCCGUCGUGGGGGAAGUUUUGGCUGGCCGUCUUGAACGUUUACAGCUGGGAGGGAAUGAACACGCUGUUCCCUGAGCUGUGGCUGCUCCCGGCCUGGAUGCCAGCCCACCCCUCCACGCUCUGGUGCCACUGCCGCCAGGUGUACCUGCCGAUGAGCUACUGCUACGCCACGCGCCUGACUGCCGAGGAGGAUGAGCUUGUCCAGAGCCUCCGACAGGAGCUGUAUGUCCAGGACUACUCCAGCAUUGACUGGCCGGCCCAGAGGAAUAACGUGGCUGCCUGCGAUCUCAACACCCCACACAGCUGGCUGCUCACACUUGCCAAUGCCAUCCUGAACGUGUACGAAGCCCACCACAGCGCCCGGCUGAGGCAGCGAGCCAUCGCGGAGCUGUAUGACCACAUCAAGGCUGACGACAGAUUCACCAAGGCCAUCAGCAUUGGCCCGGUUUCCAAGACCAUUAACAUGCUGGUUCGCUGGUCCGUGGAGGGGGAGAGCUCUCCAGCCUUUCAGGAGCAUGUCUCCAGGAUCCCUGAUUACCUCUGGCUGGGACUGGACGGCAUGAAGAUGCAGAGCACCAACGGAUCCCAGCUCUGGGACACAGCGUUUGCCGUCCAAGCCUUCCUGGAGGCUGGUGCUCAGAACGACCCGGCAUUCGCUUCCUGUCUGAGGCAGGCCCAUGAGUUCCUCAAAAUCACCCAGAUUCCGGAGAACCCGCCCGACUACCAGAAGUACUAUCGCCACAUGAGCAAGGGUGGAUUCCCCUUCAGCACCCGUGACUGCGGCUGGAUUGCGGCUGACUGCACUGCGGAGGGGCUGAAAUCAGUGAUGCUGCUACAGGAGAAGUGUCCCUUCAUAGCAGAGCAUGUCCCCACGGGGCGCCUCUUUGAUGCUCUGAAUGUGUUGCUGAGCAUGAGGAAUCCUGAUGGAGGCUUUGCGACGUACGAAACCAAGCGGGGGAGCCCGCUGCUGGAGCUCCUGAACCCCUCGGAGGUGUUUGGUGACAUCAUGAUAGACUACUGCUACGUGGAGUGCACGUCGGCCGUCGUGCAGGCACUGAAGCACUUCCACGAGGCCUUCCCCGAGCACCGGGCCCGGGAGGUCAGAGAGACGCUGCGCAAGGGCCUGGAGUACUGCCGCAGGGUGCAGAGAGCUGACGGCUCAUGGGAAGGGAGCUGGGGCGUGUGCUUUACCUACGGCACCUGGUUCGGGCUGGAGGCCUUCGCCUGUCUGGAGCACACCUACCAGAACGGAGCCGCAUGCUGGGAGGUGGCCCAGGCCUGCCGGUUCCUGGUCUCCAAGCAGAUGGAGGAUGGUGGCUGGGGAGAGGACUUGGAGUCCUGUGAUCAGCACGGAUACGUGCAGAGCUCCACCUCCCAGAUCCACAACACCUGCUGGGCCCUGCUGGGGCUCAUGGCCGUCAGAUACCCGGACGUUGGGGUGCUGGAAAAGGGGAUCAAGGUUUUGAUUGACAAGCAGCUGCCCAAUGGUGAUUGGCCUCAGGAGAACAUCUCUGGGCUGUUCAACAAGUCCUGUGCAAUCAGCUACACCUCCUACCGCAACGUCUUCCCCAUCUGGGCCCUGGGGCGCUUUGCACGCCUGCACCCCGGCAGCGCCCUUGCUGGCAAGCUGCAGCCCAGGUCCUUGCACAGCGAAGAGGAGAUCCUGGCUGGAGGGAAGCGGGAUGGGGUUCUGUCAGGGUCCCCCUCUGCCUGAGCCUGGGCCCUGCCCACGCCCCAUGGCAGGCCUGCAGCCUCAGUGACACCCGAGCUGGAUUUGCUUGGCUACAAGGCUCUUUACGGGAGGCCAGCAGGCCCUGGCGCUGUGUCGUGGUCCAUGAGGACUCUGCACAUUGAUUCUAGCUCCAGGCCUACGUGUGGGCUUGGAGGGGGCAGCGAGUGUGUGGGCACUGGCUGGCUUACAGUCAAACGUGCUGUACGUCUGGGGCUUGGCUUGAAUGGACCCCUCUUCCCGGAUCCAUUGUGUAAAAGGCUGUGUGUCUGCAGGUGAACGCUGCCUCACAGGACAGGCUGCUGGGGGGUGACGAAGUGGGAAUGUUCUUAAUGUUUCCUCUGAAUACUGUGUGGGUGCCUCAGUUUCCCCUAUGCCUUUCUUAAGUAUCUAG